CUUUUUUUUUUUCUUUAAUCCCCUCCUGUCCGUAAUCUCUUUCUUUCUCAUGAAUCUUUUUUUCUCUUUUAUUGUCUAUUCGAAAUCGAAACCUCAAUCGUUAUACGUGAGCGUACUUAUAAAAAAGUAAGGAGAAGAAGAAGAAGAAGGAGAAGAAGAAGAAGAAAAAGAAGACGAAAAAGAAGAUAGAGACCAAAAAAAGAUAGAAACAAGAUAAAAAAAAAAGAAAAAAAAAAGAAAGACAAGAGAAGGAAAAAACGGCCAAUCGCUUGGCCACGACCUCUUUCUUUUUCUCUCUCAAAAGAAUCUUCGAUCUAACAUCGACACUUUCGUGAAGAAAAAUAAAGAAGGAGGAGAGAGAAAUAUACACAUAUACGCAUACACGGUAUAUCGUGCACAUACAGCGUAUACACACACACACACACACAUACACAGUAUAAAUACACACAGAUAUAUAGAUGUAAGCUUCUACCAAAAAAAAAAAAAAAAAAAAAAAGGAAGAAAGAAAGAAUAAGAGGCAGGGGGGGAUCGAGGUGGCGCGAGCGGCGAUCGGACUGACCGAGAGCACGAGCACGAUCACGAUCACGAUCACUAGCCGAGAGCACGAGAAAGGGCGCGCGCGCACGCGAGCAAAAGGAAGGAAGGAAACGAGAGGAGCAGACCACGGUCGUCGUUGCGUUCGACCGGGCCAACCAGUCUGCUGCUGCCCGCAGCAAACCUCGCGACGAUGGCCGAGUUUUAAUGUGAAGUUAUAAGUGGACGACGUAAUCGUGCCGUGCAAUAACGCGACGCGAUUUAAAAUGACGCAAAGCAAUUCGACGCUCACGUACCAAUUCUUAUAUUAUAUUCGUUUAUAGAUAAUACGAAAAUAACGAUAGAGAGACAGAGAGAAAGAGAGAGAGAGAGAGAGAGAGAGAGAGAGAGAGAGAGAGAGAGAGAGAGAGAGAGAGAGAGAAAAGAUAUCGAGAAAAGUGGAACAGAAACGGAGACAGACAAAGGGGGGAGGGGAGAAAUAGAGAGAGAAAGAGAGACAGAGAGAGACAGAGAGAGAGAGAGAGAGAGAGAGAGAGAGAGAUGUGGAACACCAAAGGUGGUUACAACCUAGAGUGAUCGUCACUUCCGGAAUGCCGUGGACUCAACCGCGCGCCUCCCGCGAUUUCAACCCCUUCUCUUAUCGUGGAUUCUGCGGUGAGGUUGAGCGAGGAAAGAGGAGAAACGUGCUGAAGAGGUGAUCACGUGCCCGACACAUACCCGAAGAAAAAUCAACGGGAAUAAAGUUCAAAGGUGGACUUAGUAGUAUCAUUGUGAUAAUGAAGUUUCCAAAAGGAAAUGAAAGAAACUAAAGCACAUCUCGGAGAAGAGAAAGAUUAAAUGAAUAGAAGGAGAAGAAGGAAGAGGAGAAAAAUUGAGAAACGUUAAAAGAAAUUACUGAAAAGUUACGGAGAUUUUCGAAAACAUUUUUCUGCAAUGUCAGCAAUAUAAGCAACCAUUAUGAAAUAAGCUUCGCGAAACUUUUCUGGCGAAGUACCACUGAUGCUUAUGUAACUUUUAUGAAGAAGAAAGAAAGAGAGAGAAAAGGAUUUCACGAUGCGGAUAUUAGUAUCCCAUAGAAAAAAGGAAAUGUCAGUAGAUUUAUUCGUAGAAAUGUCUGUUCGCGUCGAUGAAUAAAAACAGCGCAAUUUCGAGCGGUCACCGGCACUAUUUUCAACAAUUAAACUUCAAGGAAAAAAGGAAAGAAAAAAAAGAAGAUAAGAAGCAGAAGAAGAAGAAGAAGAAGAAGAAUGUUAAGCGCGUUGGAUAUUGAUUUCAGAACUCGUAUUGGUUAUAUCGAAAUUUCGGAUCGAACAGAAAGUGAUCGAUCGUGGUAGUAUCGUGUAAAGUGAUCGACAAAGUAUGUGUGCGUUUCAUGAAUAAAGAAAAUUGCAAACUGAGGAACGAACGAAAGCAAGCAAGGAAAAAGAAAGAAAAGAAAAUAAAAGAAAAGAAAAGAGAGAAAACAAAAUUCCUUUAGAGACGGCAGGAAGUGAGCCAGUAGGGAAAUUAAAGAUACGUCUAGUGUAGCUUGGCAAUUGAUGUAGACACGGAAUGUGGAAGUUCCGGUUGGCGUAUCGGAAAAGAGACGAGGAAUACGUUCGAUGGUCGAAGUUGGAUGUGCGGUUGAAUGCGCCCGGUCGUUCGAACUCAGAGGAGAAGAUCCUGUCACGUGUUUGGCGUACCGUGGAUGCCACGUGAUACUCGAAAAAAGUGCAUACGAAAAUACGAUCCCCGUGUUGGUUCACUUUCAUUUAAUCAAAGUGACGCGACGCGUGUUCGAUGUUAAAGCUGAGGUGAGAGAAAUUAGACUCGGAAGUAGCGAGGUGUUGUCCGCGAGUGUUGUUACAAGAUGGCGACCGGUAUCAUCGUCAAACCGGCAGGACGCCGACGAGAGCGCUGUUGGCGUCGUAUGCUGGUACGCGCUCACAUAUUUGCCGCCAUUUUGUGGCUCGACGCCAUCUUGACGUGCAGUGGGCAGAAGCCGAUCAAUCUCGGUGGUGUUAAGAAACGCGACGUCUAUAUAGCCGGUUUUUUCCCAUAUGGUAGUCACGUACGGGAAAGUCACGUGGGCCGUGGCGUCAUGCCCUCCGUCAAACUUGCCGUCGACCACAUCAACGAGGAUCCAACGGUGCUGAGAAAUUAUCGGCUACAUAUGUGGUGGAACGAUACCGAGUGCAACGCUGCCGUGGGUGUCAAAGCUUUUUUCGACAUGAUGCAUAGCGGGCCACAUAAGGUUAUGCUUUUCGGUGCAGCUUGCACUCAAGUUACGGAUCCGAUAGCGAAAGCCUCCAAACAUUGGCGUCUCACGCAGCUCAGUUACGCGGACACCCAUCCGAUGUUCACGAGCAAGAGCUUCCCUAAUUUCUUCAGGGUCGUACCGUCCGAAAACGCUUUCAACGCGCCACGCGUUGCAUUGCUAAUGCACUUCAAUUGGACCAGAGUUGGAACCAUCUAUCAGAACGAGCCACGUUACGCUUUGGCACACAAUCGUUUGGUCUCUGAUUUGGAUAAGAACAAAAUGGAGGUCGUAGAAACACAGAGUUUCGCUACGGAAGUAACAGCAGCACUCGAGAAACUAAAGGAUAAGGACGUGAGGAUCAUUCUUGGAAACUUUGAUGAAAUUUGGGCGAGAAGAAUAUUCUGCGAGGCCUACAAAUUCGGAAUGUACGGAAGGAAGUACCAAUGGGUCGUAAUGGGCACUUACGCAGAAGAGUGGUGGACUCUGCCCGGUGGUGGCUGUGCACCCUCCGAACUAGCGGAGGCUUUGCACGGCGCCAUCUUGACAGAUCUCCUACCUUUAACGACCGAGGAGGAUUACACUGUGUCUGGAAUCACACCUGAUCAGUAUCGAGUCGAGUACGACUCGAGAAGGGGAAAGGAGUAUUCGAGAUUUCACGGAUACACGUACGAUGGAAUUUGGGCGGUGGCGUUGGCAAUACAGCACGUAACACGUAGGAUACGACACUUUCGUCGGAAUCAGACUAUAUCGGAUUUCAAAUACAGAGACGCACUUUGGGAGAUGUUAUUCCUCGAGGCUCUCGGGAACACAAGUUUUAAAGGUGUAACGGGGCCCGUACGUUUUUAUAACAACGAGAGGAAAGCUUACAUCUUAUUGAAGCAGUUUCAAAGCGGUACCGAGGUUAAAGUUGGCGAAUAUGACGGAGUGACAGACACUUUAGAUCUGAGUAAAGGAGACUCUUUAGUUUGGAGAGGCAAGUCACCUCCAAAGGAUCGAACCGUUCACAUCAUUGAACAUUCCACCGUGAAUAUUACGAUCUACGCGGUACUGGCGGCCGCUGCAAGUGUUGGCAUCGUUAUGGCGGUCGUUUUCCUUGCCAUAAACAUAAGAUAUAGAAAUCAAAGAUAUAUAAAAAUGUCAUCGCCACAUCUGAACAAUCUCAUCAUCAUUGGGUGCAUGUUUACAUACAGCAGCGUCAUUUUUCUUGGGUUAGACUCACAAUUGUCGAGCGUGACUGCGUUCCCGUAUAUUUGUACCGCAAGGGCAUGGCUUCUGAUGGCUGGAUUUUCAUUAGCUUUCGGCUCUAUGUUCUCGAAAACUUGGCGAGUGCAUUCGAUAUUCACGGACGUGAAGUUAAACAAAAAGGUUAUAAAAGAUUAUCAGCUUUUCAUGGUGGUUGGCGUACUUCUGGUUAUCGACCUCGGGAUCAUGACUACGUGGCAGAUCGCCGAUCCAUUUUAUCGAGAAACUAAGCAGAUGGAACCUUACCCGCAUCCCUCGAGCGAGGACAUCAUCAUCAUACCUGAAAACGAGUAUUGCCAGAGCAACCGGAUGACCGUUUACAUGGGUUCUAUAUAUGCUUAUAAGGGCCUCCUGAUGAUUUUCGGUGCAUUUCUCGCGUGGGAGACACGACACGUCAGUAUACCAGCUUUAAACGACAGCAAAUAUGUCGGCAUGAGCGUUUACAAUGUCGUGAUAAUGUGCGUCACCGGUGCUGCCAUAAGUUUCGUCCUUGCCGACAAGCAAGACGCCAUGUUCAUCAUGCUCGCCGUCUUCAUCAUAUUCUGCAGUACGGCCACGCUCUGUCUUGUGUUCGUGCCUAAGCUGAUAGAGUUGCGAAGAAAUCCGCAGGGUGCAAUCGACAAACGAAUGAGACCAACCUUAAAACCGGUGUCCAAAACUAGAAGAGAUUCUACCGUGAGCGAGUUAGAGGAACGAUUGAAGGAAGCGAUGACGGCUAAUCAAAAGUUUCGCAAACAGCUUUUGGAAAAGGAUAGCGAACUUCAAAUGUUCUUAAGAAGACUUGGCGAGGAUGGAGUAGCGGACACUCAGGAAGUCAUGGACAGGCUAACCGUUCCAAGGCAAGAGGGAAUCAUAAAAAAAGAAGGUCCAUCUUUAACCACGGAAACAACCGAUAUUUCGAUGUCCAUGUGCAGUUUAACUUCUACUACGGUAUCCCAAGCGGAAGGGGACUAUGUGAACGCGAGUGUCGUCGAGCAGGCCGCAAAAAAGAAGACGACUUUUGGGAAGGUACCAUCCAUCGCGGUCGAUAACGAACGCUCACCCUUGAUCCUUCCGUCGGCAUUGAAGCAAACUACCGGUGAGGAUACCGCUCGUAGGAAAAGUCAUGUUUGCGACGAAAAUCAAGAUAGCGAGCCAUUGCUUGAAAGGAGUCCGGAACCACGUUCGGAGGGUAAAAUGAACGUCGACUUCGUACCAGAGGUAGUCGAGGAAACUGAUUCAAUUGUUCUCGAGGAAACUGCUAUUCCCCGAGAUGCUAAAAUCAUUAUGAAAAAGGAUGAGGAGAGAGCGAGACUGCCAACACCACCACCUUCCAAAAAUGUCUCUUUCAGUGAAUUACAUGAUCAAGGAUACUCUGAGCAUAUUCUUCCUCCGCCAUUACAAUUUGUUCCACCGAAACAUCGUCACUCUGGAUUUGUGAACGUACCAUCCCAUCAGUCUUUAAAAAGAAGAUCAUCUGUGAGGAAUGAUAGCUUGGCACAUUCUCAUCACGAACUAUCAGAAUGUCGCAGAACAAGCGUUCCAAUUAAUUCGAUCAGCUACAUUUCGACGGAGAACGUAUCCAAGUCGAGUGGUAAGGACGACAUUCAAACUUCUUUCGACAAAGCAUACGUGAUCGGGGAAUGUGGCCACCGGCGUAGUUUAGUUACCGGCUACAGAUGCGAAAAGCAUGGUGGACGUGGACACAGUCACGCAAUGAUUAAUGGCUCUGCCGAGACCCCACCAGCGCCGCGACGUCAUCGUAAGCAUCAUGAUUCUCACAACGCCAGUUCACCGAGCGUGCCCGCCAUGGUCAACGCCAGCUACUCUGAUACUGAAAGAUGUGAGGAGUUAGCUUCAGCGAUCAUUCAACGCUCGGUUUCGGAGAGAUCGCGAGAGAAAUGUUUACGUGGUCGAAGCGGCGGUGGUCAUUCAAUCUCCGAGUGUCCUCAUCGGGCUGCUGCCUCGCGGAAGAUUCGUGAAUGCAGACACACCGAAUCGAAAUUGCGUCAUCAGCAGGCUCGCUUGGAAUACGUUCAGAGCACUCCAAAUGUAGCGACGAUUCACAACAGCAAAUAUGCGAGUGGUAAUCCACGCGCUGGGGAUGUUGGUGGAAGUGGCGAAGGUAUCCUCGGAUCAGGUGGUGUGAGCCGUGGUGGAGGUGGAACCCGUGUUGGUUCGAGAGCUGGGCCUGGCGUAACGUCGAGUGGUGGGGAAAUAUAUAGUGCUGCCUCUGACGGCGAACUCUUGGACCGGGCGAUAUUACUGCCGAUAUUUCAGAAGCUCCUCACCGAGAGACAUAAAAGUAAUGCGAGGAGUGGAUACGGUGCUAGCAUAGCGAGUUGUCCGAACAUAUCGAUAAAGUGCGACAUUGUCGAGUAUCUGUAA
Vespa mandarinia (Asian giant hornet) is the source of this 6382-nucleotide messenger RNA. It is a transcript of the gene GABA-B-R2, whose product is annotated as gamma-aminobutyric acid type B receptor subunit 2. NCBI's taxonomy places the organism in Eukaryota, Metazoa, Arthropoda, Insecta, Hymenoptera, Vespidae. Gene Ontology annotation, molecular function: G protein-coupled GABA receptor activity. The record is from RefSeq and is a predicted model, not a curated record. Gene Ontology annotation, cellular component: membrane; G protein-coupled receptor heterodimeric complex. Gene Ontology annotation, biological process: gamma-aminobutyric acid signaling pathway; G protein-coupled receptor signaling pathway.